This is a messenger RNA of Styela clava, 1889 nucleotides long. The record is from RefSeq and is a predicted model, not a curated record. Lineage: Eukaryota; Metazoa; Chordata; Ascidiacea; Stolidobranchia; Styelidae.
GUCCUAUGUGAACAAGAACAGAUAGGGUAUAUUCAAUCUCUCUUCGUUCAUCUUGAUUUUGACCCCCGAAUUUACUUCUUGGACAUCAACAAUAAGUUUUAUGAGUUUAGCAGGAAAAGCUAAGCCUAAAGGCUUUAAUCACGGCAAAUAAGUUUCAAUCUCACAGCGUUCAUUUUAUAAUUUUAUUUUGACCUCUGCGUUUACUGCCCUUCGCGCUGGUCAGCUGCAAACAUUUUAUGAACACAGCAAACAAAGCAGAGGGUCUCAGUUAUAUAGAUAGCGGUAUUACUGAGAACAGUUUGACUGGAAAUAGUGUAAUAAGGAAAAUACAUGUCGUGGACGGAUUCCUGUGAUUGCCUAACAGUCAUUUUUGGCUUGCUAGUACUCGGCUUAUGCUGGUAUAUUUUAAAGAGGCCGAAAAACUUUCCACCAGGACCGUAUGGACUACCUUUAGUUGGUUAUGCACCGUUUUUGGAGAAUAAUCUUGCAGAUGAUUUCAUGAAAAUGAAGAAAAAAUAUGGUUCCGUCAUGUCUGUUCAAAUUGGACGUAAAGACUGGGUGAUACUGAAUGAUUUCGACACCAUAAAUGAGGCAUUUUUGAAGCAAGGAGAAGCGUUUUCAGGUCGACCGAAUAACUUUUUUCUUAAAAUAAUCGCACAAGGACGAGGUGUUGUCGCAAGAGAUUAUGGGCCGGGAGUGAAAAUCUUACGAAAAUUUGGACUAAUGACUCUGCGAGGAUUUGGUGUCGGAAAGAAAGGAAUGGAAAGAAAUGUGGUUGAAGAAACUGAAUUGUUGGUAGAAAGUCUGACUUCGAAAAACAAUAAUAAUCUGCAUGGUAAAAUUACUUUGGCUGUAUCUAACAUCAUUUGUCGAAUUGUAUUCGGAUCAAGAUUUGAAUAUGAAGACAAGAAGUUUCACCGUAUGCUUGAAAUUUUAGCAAUGUUCUUUGCGAACACAUCCGACGCUAAAAUGUUAGCUUUGAUGUCAAUCGCUCCCAUACUCCGAUUUAUACCACCGUUUCGUGGAGCAUUGAAGCGUGCUAUGGAUGGCGUCGAUGAACUUACAGGAUAUAUACGUGAAAUCAUCGAAGAACACAAAUCGAGCUUUGAUGAAAAUGAUAUUCGGGAUUUUAUUGACGCUUUUCUCAAAGAAAUGAGGUCGAGAGAUAAGAAUGACCCAAAUUUUAAUAAUAUCCAGCUAAUCCAAUAUAUCCGGGAUUUAUUCGAAGCUGGAACGGGAACAACAACGAAUACUUUACGUUGGGCAAUUUUGUGCUUUGCCAAUUAUCCAGAAUACCAAGAAAAAAUUGCAAAGGAGAUUGAGAACGUUUUGGGGGAAGGUGGAAUUCCGUCCAUGAAGCACAGAGAUGAUAUGCCGUACACUUGUGCAUUUAUACAAGAACUUAUGCGACAUCGAACUCUGAUACCUUUGAGUGUAUUUCAUAAAACAAACGAGGAUGCGACGUUAAAAGGUUAUAAUAUCCCUAGAAAUACAACGGUAUGUUCGAACAUUUGGUCAGUUCAUUUUGAUCCCCGUCAUUUCGAAAAUCCGAGAGAAUUUCGUCCCGAGAGAUUUCUCGACCGUGACGGAAAAUUCAUCAAAUCAAAUCACGUGAUACCAUUUUCCAUCGGCCCUCGACAUUGCCUGGGGGAACAACUGGCAAGGAUGGAGGUGUUUAUAUUUUUAACAGGAAUUGUUCAGAAACUAGGAGUUGUACGCAAACCUAACGAGACCCUUCCACCUUUUGAUGUUGGUGUGUUCAAAGUUAUAACGUACAAAGCCCUAGAUUUUGAGGUGAAUUUUGAAAAACGCUAAUUGGUGAAAACUUUGCAUUGAGAUUAAUUUAAUACGUCAAUGACUUGAAUAAAAUCAUGAGUUUCAAUCUAUGA